Messenger RNA from Bursaphelenchus okinawaensis, 772 nucleotides. NCBI's taxonomy places the organism in Eukaryota, Metazoa, Nematoda, Chromadorea, Rhabditida, Aphelenchoididae. The record is from the annotation of a GenBank genome assembly.
AUGGACUUCCGACAACUUUCAAAUUACAUUGUUUUACAAAUUGCUAACGGGUUCGUGUUGCUUUUUGAUUAGUUGAGGGGUGGGAACGGUACGUAAAGGUAGGGUUAUUGAUAUACACCAAACGGUAAAUUUUUUAAUGUUAAAAGGGGGAUUGGGGGCGGGGUAACUGUGCGUGUAUAAAAUUAGGAGUGGGGGAGGUUACCAUACUAAUUGUUUUUAUUUUUUUUGAUCUUGCAGUUUUGAAUUUAGUGUUGUACUAAAGAAUUAUAUCUUGUAUUUCGGGGCUAAGCCGGGCGUAAGCAAAAUUCAAGCUGUCGGGCCUAGUUUUUGGCUUGCGGGACUGGCUAAGAAUUCGGUAUUUGUUAGGCUAAGCUGUACUACUAAGGCUAAGGCUAAGGCUAAGGAAAAGAGAAAGGUUAAAGGCCAUGCUGAUGCUGAUGCUGAUGCUCAUCCUCACGCUCAUGCUCAUGCUCAUGCUCAUGCUCAUGCUCAUGCUCAUGCUCAUGCUCAUGCUCAUGCUCAUGCUGAUGCUCAUCCUCACGCUCAUGCUCAUGCUCAUGCUCAUGCUCAUGCUCAUGCUCAUGCUCAUGCUCAUGCUCAUGCUCAUGCUCAUGCUCAUGCUCAUGCUCAUGCUCAUGCUCAUGCUCAUGCUUAUGCUCAUGCUCAUGCUCAUGCUCAUGCUCAUGCUCAUGCUCAUGCUCAUGCUCAUGCUCAUUUUCGUUGCCUUGCUGUUUCUUUUUUCAUGCAUCUUCAUUAUAAAUCAAAAAAAUAA